UAAAAGUGCUAAACUCCACUGUCAAUCCCUCAGUCACAGCGGCCGUUACAGCCCUACCACAGUAACUAAAAGCUUAGGCUGCAGAUUACAUAGGGAGAAGAGAAUGGCAAACCAGAGUCAAGCUCACCAACAUGUUGACUUGUGUAUCAAAAUCAAUAAUAGAAAUCAUCAGACCGAUGAAAUCACCACAAAACGUCUAAUAGUCAGACGUGGACAGGACUUUAAAAUCUCUCUGCAAAAGUCAAUCAAUGGUUCUUUUGACCUGAAGAAAGAAAGUUUAACUUUUAUAAUUGAAACAGGAACACCAAACCUCAUUAAAUACGGAAAGAGAAAAUGUUUUGGCUUAUCAAGCAGUAGCAUUAAGAAUGACUGGAAUGCUUCAGUUAUCUGUGAAGACAGAGCUUCCAUGGAUAUAAAGAUCUUCCCUCCAGCUGAUGCCAUCAUUGGUCUUCACACCUUAAAUUUGCAAAUAUCAGAUACUCAACUAAACAGAAACUACUGUCUUGGGGAAUUCAUAAUACUUUUUAAUGCUUGGUGUCCAGAUGAUGCAGUUUUCCUUUCGGAUCAAGAAGAGAGGAAAGAGUAUGUUAUGAAUGAGAAUGGAUUUGUCUUUGUUGGCAAUGCAAACUAUAUCUCUAAACGUUCCUGGAACUUUGGACAGUUUGAUGAAGAUAUAGUAGACAUUUGCUUAAAGCUACUGGAUGAAAGUCUAGAAAGUCAUAAAAAUGCAUUAAAGGACUAUAAUAUGAGAAAUGAUCCAGUGUAUGUCAGCAGAGUGCUCAGUGCAAUGAUUAAUUCUAAUGAUGACAAGGGUGUAAUGCUAGGCAGAUGGCAUGAACCAUAUGAUGACGGUACAAGUCCUACAAAGUGGAAUGGGAGCUGCUCCAUCUUGCGUCAGUGGUACUCCUCUGGUUUCCAGCCGGUGAAAUAUGGACAGUGCUGGGUUUUUGCAGCAGUCUUAUGUACAGCACUACGAUGUUUGGGAAUCCCAGCAAGAGUAGUAACUAACUUUGAUUCUGCCCAUGACACUGAUGGAAAUCUUUCUAUUGAUGAAUACUAUGACAUCACAGGAAAAAAGAUUUCAAGAAACGAGCGUGACAGUGUUUGGAAUUUUCAUGUCUGGAAUGAAGGCUGGAUGGAACGUAGAGACUUACUGCCAGGAUAUAAUGGAUGGCAAGCUUUAGAUGCAACACCACAAGAGACAAGCAAUGGAAUAUUUUGUUGUGGACCUGCUCCUGUAAAAGCGAUUAAAGAGGGAGACAUUCAUCUAAACUAUGAUUGCCCUUUUAUAUUUGCGGAGGUCAAUGCUGAUUUAAUAAGAUGGGUUGUGAUAAAUGAUAAGAUGAAACCAGAAAGGGUUUACCAAGACAGUAAAAAAAUUGGAAAGCUAAUAAGCACCAAGAAAGUUGGAACUAGCGAGAGAAUGGAUAUAACCAGCAAUUACAAGUAUAUAGAAGGAUCAGAAAUCGAACGACUUGUGUUUAGAAAAGCCCUGGAAAUGAGAAAUAAGCCGCAUACUGGAAACAGUGGCCAACAUGACCCACCAACUCUGGAUCCUUCCCUGAGUAAAAUUGGGAUAAAAAUGAGGCUCAAGUUGAAAGAGCCUCCUGUUUUUGGUCAAGAUGUUCAGCUGAUUGCAUUGCUGACUAAUUUGACCUCUUUGCACAAACAAAUUCAUGUUAAUAUCAAUGUUCAGGCCAUAGAGAAUAAUGGUGCACAUAUGAAUGUGGUAUGUCAAAAAUCGGAUUCUAUGGAGCUGAAACCUAAUACAGAACACUCUGCUGUGUAUGUGAUUCCGUAUUCACAGUAUAAGGCAUGCCUUACUGACAGUAAUCUUUUGAAUGUCUCUGCUGUGGGAGAAUUGACUGACACAAAGGAAAAGCUGUUGGCUGAAAGAAAAAUCACAUUAGAUUCUCCUAAACUGCAGAUUGAGAGCCAAGGAACAGCAAAGUUGUUAGCUCCAUGCAAGGUUAUAAUUUCAUUUGACAACCCACUGAUUGAGGAUCUGAAUAAGUGUGGACUGAUAAUGGAAGGGAGUGGACUGGUGUAUGGAUUCCUAGAAGAAGAGCUGGGAAAUUUAAAGCCCGGGCAUGGUUUUAAAAUCAGUUUUGACUUGAUUCCAUACAAAAGUGGGAAGAAGACGCUACAAGUGCUUUUUACCAGUGACAAGAUCAAAUACAUCAGAGAACAUUUAGAUAUCGCUGUUUUAGCCUUUUGAAGCAUUUAAUUCUGCACCAUUUCUAGUAACUGCAACCUUUCACAAUGUGGUUAUAAUGUGAAUGAUAGUUGCUACACAUUUGUACUCAAUGUUGAUUCAUCAGUCAUCAUUCACCAUUUUCAAUAGUCCUGAUAAUCUUAAGUGUGGCCCUAAUUCACUGGGUGAAAUGACACCCUUUAGUUAUAAUGUUUAACUUUUAAUUUGCAUAUCAUGAUGUUACUAUAUAGGAAAAUAAAAGCAUUAUGCCUUAGGCCUCUUGCACACAACCAUAUGGCUUUUUCAUU
Bufo bufo (common toad) is the source of this 2502-nucleotide messenger RNA. RefSeq names its product protein-glutamine gamma-glutamyltransferase 5-like. The transcript is spliced from 13 exons. Gene Ontology annotation, biological process: peptide cross-linking. Gene Ontology annotation, molecular function: protein-glutamine gamma-glutamyltransferase activity. NCBI's taxonomy places the organism in Eukaryota, Metazoa, Chordata, Amphibia, Anura, Bufonidae. The record is from RefSeq and is a predicted model, not a curated record. The coding region runs from base 104 to 2218 and encodes 704 amino acids.